GUCACUCGAGUCAUCAUCAAAUGCACAUGCAACUGCACCAUCGUCACCACAACCACCGAUAGGAUCGGCGCUGCCGACAUUGCUAACAGAGGCAGAUGAGGCUAACAAAGAUGGCCAGUUAGAAUCAGAACUUGAUAAAGAACAGUUUGUGGCAUUGGAAUGCAAAAAAGCAGAAGACAGUGUAGUGGCCACUGCAGUUGAGGCUGAUGGUGGACUAGAAAAAUUAAUGCCAGCAGAAGAAAGUCUGACCGCUACUGCUGUUGUUGAUGAUGUUGUCUGCGCAGUUGAUGGGAAAGAAAAGUUAUUGUCAUCGGAAUGCAAGAAAGAGGAAGAAGCUGUUGUCGCUCCUCUCGUUGUUGAUGAAGAGAAACGUUUAGCCUGUGCAGUUGAAGAAGAAAAAAAAUUUAUGUCAUCGGAAUGCAAGAAAGCUGAAGAAGCUGUCGCUGCUACUGCAGUUGUUGUUGGUGACGUGGCCUGCGCUGUUGAUGAAAAAUUGAAGCUGCAGGUUGAAGAUCUAACAACAACAUCUGCAGAAUUUCCUUCCUCAAUAUCAGCUGCAACUGCUGAAGCUCCAAAUUUAGCUACAUCGACGACGGUUUCGGAUGACAAUUCAACACUAUCCAAUAACGCACCAGUAACAGAAAAUACCACUCCAGCAGCAAAUACCACACAAAUACCGGCGGCAACUUCUUCCACAUCUACGGCUGCUUCGACUCCGACAACCGACUCGACAGUCCCGACAACCGCGGACACAACUCUCUCCUUCACACCAUCCCCCGCUUUAACUCCAGACGAGAGACGUGUAUCCGUUGUGGAGAAAAAGUGCAACUUCCUUCGCCAGUUUCGAAGUGGGAGCUCGAGUAGCGGCUUCAAGAAAUUCACUGCUUCUCAAUUCAUGGAAGUGUGGAAUCAUUAUGACACUGAUGGCAACGGCUACAUAGAAGAUCAUGAACUGGAUGGAUUUCUGAGGGAGUUUGUACUUUCUAGCGUGUCCGAGAACGACAAUAGACCGGAAAUUCUCUCAGAUGCAGCUAUGUCCCUUUUUAAAGAAACUUUCAUGGAUGCUUUUGAUGAAAACCAAGAUGGGAUGAUUGACAUUUCUGAGUUGGCUGAAAUCCUCCCGACAGAUGAAAAUUUUCUUCUUUUGUUUCAUUUGAAAAAUCCUUUGCAGUCUUCCGUUGAAUUUAUGAAGAUAUGGCGUUUAUAUGAUAAAGACUGCCUGGGCUUCAUUGAGUCGAAGCAACUGAAGUCUUUCUUGAAACACAUCUUGGAUAAUCAGAAAACAACCGUCAGCGAGGAUAAAUUGAAUGAAUAUACGGAAACCAUUCUGAAUCUGUUUGAUUCAAAUCGAGAUGGAAAACUUCAACUCAGCGAAAUGGCAAGGUUGAUGCCAGUGAAACAGAAUUUUCUCAGUAAGCCAAUACUGAAAGGUGCAGGCUGUCUGACCAGAAGGGACAUUGACAAGCUUUUCAGGAUCUACGAUCAAAAUAGAAACGGAACGAUUGAGGACGAAGAACUGACAGGUCUUCUGAAGGACAUCAUGGACUUGGGCCAGAAGGAUUACACACUGGACGAUAUAAACAAGAUGAAGAAAAUCAUCAUGGACCACUGGGACCAGGAUCACGACGGCACCAUAAGUAAAAGUGAACUUCGAAUGUUCUUAAUUCAACAGUGCAAAAUAUCGGCAGAAAGUCAAGGUUUACCUUACAAUGACGAAGGAGGAAGUGAUGACGACGACGACUACGACUGAUUCUGUUGAAUUAACUUUUGUUUAAGAAUAACUAAUAAAAGUGGGACUAAUGCAGUAUAAUUUCAUCUCAUAAGCAUAUUUACAAACAUUUUAAUACAAAACGCGCGCAUGUAUAAAAUAAAGUAUAGUGCUUUUCCACCUGAUCAAUCGUGAAAUUACGCCAUUUUUCUUAAUUUUAUUGGAAAUUAACUCACGAGAUCAAGCCGUUAUAAUCUCACUUUUUUUCAAUUAUAUGUUCAUUCCUUUGUCGUCAACCAGUAGUCGGAAGAAAUAUCGUGAAAUAAUUUAUCUUAUUAUUGGUGCUAGACGUUUUAUUUUUUUGAAUUUCGCCUUAUUAAACAUUUAAAUUAUUUGUUAUAUAUAUAUAAGUGUGCGUGGUUUUGUUUUUGUGCGUGUGACUGCGCGUGAAUGUCUCUGUUAUUUUUGAAUAACACUGCAUAAAUCACUUUUAUUGGUACAAUGAUGUUUGUAUAAAUAGCUUAACACAGUUUUGGUUAUUUUAAAUAUUUUAUUUAAAUUGUAUUUGAUAGCCUUUUGUUUCAUCUUCUUAAACUGCAUAUAACCGUAAUAUUAACACAUACACAAACACAAACAAGAAUUUUCGUUAUCUAACUGCAUUAUUAGAUAAACAUACAUUUGCCAAAAAUAAAUUUACAUAACACAUGGACUUGAAUAAAAAAAAUUGUCGUAUUUUA
Helobdella robusta is the source of this 2445-nucleotide messenger RNA. RefSeq lists its product as hypothetical. Gene Ontology annotation, cellular component: dendrite; synapse; terminal bouton. Lineage: Eukaryota; Metazoa; Annelida; Clitellata; Rhynchobdellida; Glossiphoniidae. Gene Ontology annotation, molecular function: calcium ion binding. The coding region runs from base 227 to 1750 and encodes 507 amino acids. The record is from RefSeq and is a predicted model, not a curated record. The transcript has 11 exons. Gene Ontology annotation, biological process: regulation of presynaptic cytosolic calcium ion concentration; regulation of long-term synaptic potentiation.